Messenger RNA from Lucilia sericata (common green bottle fly), 6728 nucleotides. It is a transcript of the gene mbc, whose product is annotated as dedicator of cytokinesis protein 1. Gene Ontology annotation, molecular function: small GTPase binding; guanyl-nucleotide exchange factor activity. The record is from RefSeq and is a predicted model, not a curated record. NCBI's taxonomy places the organism in Eukaryota, Metazoa, Arthropoda, Insecta, Diptera, Calliphoridae. Bases 558 to 6566 code for a protein of 2002 amino acids. Gene Ontology annotation, cellular component: plasma membrane; cytoplasm. Gene Ontology annotation, biological process: cell migration; small GTPase-mediated signal transduction. The transcript is spliced from 20 exons.
UCAUAACGACGAAAGGUUGUAAAACAUAAACGAACGGAUAGAUAGAUAUUAUUUUAAAUGUUUUUACUUGUUUUUUUUUUUUAAUGUAUAUACAAAAAAUUUGAAAGAUUGCUUUAAAAGUAAAUAACAGAAAAAAAAGAAAACAGUGAAAUUUCUGCAUGAAAAAAGAUUAUUGUGAAAUGUGAACAAAUUUUCAAAAGAAGUUUUAUAAAUUUUCUUAUUAAAAACAAAAUAAACUAUUAAUUAAAUGACCUUUAAAUAAAUAAACGAAAAUAGUUACUUAUAGUUACACAAUGAAUAAUCCAAACGUUGAAAUUCUUUAAACAGCUAAAAAUUAAUUUAAAAAACCUCUCCAACAACAAUUCUCAUUACUAUUAUGAAAAAUGUUUGUGUUUGUUGAACAUCAUCACCAUCAUCGUUAUUAUUAACAAAAUUUCCAAACUCGUGGAGCAGAGGCAGGCGGUGGCUGCAGGAGUAUUUGAAAAUUAACACACAACUUUUUCAGUUUCUUCUUUUUUGUCUAAAAUUUUGAAAUUAAUAAACAAACUUGCAUCAACAUGACGGUGUGGAGUGAUUGUAAUCCCAAACAAGUCUUUGGAAUUGCAAAAUGUAAUUUCGAUCAAGACGAUAAACCUCAUCGCUUGAAUUUGGAUGUUGGUGAUUCAGUGGUCAUAUUAAAAGAAACCACACAUUGGUUUUAUGGUUAUAAACAAAGAAAUAAAGAACAACGUGGCAUAUUUCCCAAAACAUAUAUACAUUUGUGCGAUUAUAAAAUCGUCAAUGGUGAAUAUUGUAUACAACGCACUGAAAUUGUUGAGGAAAUAACAAAAGUUCUACUAGAAUGGGGCGGUAUAUUGAAACAAUACUUUCUGGACAAUCAUCCCGACUUUCAUACAAUACGCGCCAAAAUGAACAGUUUAAAUAAUAAUAGAGCUUUAUUAAUAUCGGGCAAUUUGCCGGUAGAUGAAAUGCGUACAGUCAAAUUGAUGGCCACCUCACAAAUAGAUACCGGCAACAACCUGUUGGGUUUGGAUAUGGUGGUGCGCGAUGAAAGUGGUGAUAUCUUAGAUACGAAUACGAUCUGCACCACAGAAUUGUAUGAACAUCAUAUGAAUGCGGUUAACCGCAUUAUAAAAGCUAGUCGCCCUCAAAACCAACACAUGGGUCCUAAACCCUAUAAGAAUUUCUCUCAUAAUAUACUCUUACAUGUAAAUGCUUUUGUUUGUAAAUUCCAAGAGGAUUCGGAUUUAAUAUUUACAUUGUUUGAUGGGGAGUCACAUCGACCUAUUAGUGAGAAUUAUGUAGUCAAAUGGUCACGCACUGGCAUUGCCCGGGACAUUGAUCAAUUCGAUAAUAAUCGUGUACUCUUUACCGAUCUCAGUAAGAACGAUGUCAGCAUACCGAAAAUGUAUUUGGUUUGUUAUGCGGUGCGCAUUGGUUCCAUGGAAAUGAAAGAGAACGAUUCGAAACGUACCAGCAUUACAAACACCAUGUUAACAGCAGCCAGUAAGAAACACUCACAGCUUUCAAUUAGUUCCAGUGGUUCGUUUAGUGGCUCAGAAUACAUAAUGAGAAGACCGUUUGGUGUGGCCUACAAGGAUUUGACACCCAUCAUUAACAAGCCAGAUGAUUUCAAGGGUAAUUUGGAUAUGCCCUUUAUACUGUGUGAAAAGGAUAGUUUAGAUGGCACUUUGAGAAAAUUAAUAGCCAACAAGGAUAUAGGCAAAAUAGAUUCCCGCAUGUGUGUUACGGUAGAGGUAUUGCAAGGUGAUAUUAAACAAAUCAAAGAAGAAUUUCCGCGACUUUUACAUACAAAUGUGCCCAUAGCGCGUAAAAUGGGUUUUCCAGAAGUUAUAUUACCCGGUGAUGUGCGCAAUGAUUUGUAUUUAACCCUCUGUUCGGGAGAAUUUGCGCGUAUAGCAAAAACCUCAGAAAAGAAUGUAGAGGUAACAAUAACAGUAUGCAACGAACAGGGUCAAAUGGUGCCGGGUGUCAUGAGUAUAGGGUCUGGUCUAGCGCCCAUAGAUGAAUACAAGUCGGUGGUUUAUUAUCACGAUGAUAAACCCAAAUGGUUGGAAACUUUUAAGAUACAUGUCCCUAUAGAUGAAUUCAAACAGUGUCAUUUAAAAUUCGUAUUCAAACAUCGCAGCUCUAAUGAACAAAAAGAUAAAUCAGAAAAACCUUUUGGUCUAUCCUAUAUAAAGCUAAUGCAAGAUAAUGGCACCACUAUAACACAAGGACAACAUACUUUAGCCGUUUACAAAAUUGAUCAUAAAAAACUGGAUAAAGCCAACUCUAAUAAUUUACACAUGGAAUUACCCUCCACUAUUAAUGAAUUACAAGGUGCCAAACCAUCAGUGCCUGGUUUGUCGCUGCUGCCCAAAGACCAAUUGGUUAUAGGUGUUAAUCUUUGCAGUACCAAGCUUACACAAAGUGUUAUACUUUUGGGUCUCUUAAAUUGGUCGGCACACAAGGAAACUUUAGAAGAAUCAUUAAAUGCUUUGUCUAAUGUGCCAGGCGAAGAGGUUGUGAAAUUUUUACAAGAUAUCUUGGAUGCUUUAUUCAAUAUUUUAGUGGAAAAUGAUGAUCCCGCCAAAUAUGAUCAAUUAGUGUUCAUGAGCAUAAUACAUCUGAUAGAAACUGUAUCGGAUUUAAAGUAUCAACAUUUUCUAACUGUACUAGAUGUCUAUAUAAAUGAAAGCUUCUCAGCAACACUGGCUUAUGCCAAACUUAUUGAUGUUUUACAAAAGAAUAUUAAAGAAGCUAUUGAACCCAAAGAGAAGUCAGCAGAUGGCAUUGAAAUUGAUGAACGUAUUGAGGUUAAACGUCUUUAUAAGACCACCAGAUAUUUACACUAUGUAAUGAAAUUUAUCAUACGUUCACGCAUCUUAUUCUCCGCCAUUAAUGAUAAUUCAGAUUAUGAUGAUUUUGCCAAUAAAUUGCAUGAACUUUUGGAAAUGUUUAUUAAAAUGAUAGCUUGUCCCACAGAUCUGUUAAAAUCAGAAGGAGCUUUAUUAAAAAAUCUACACAUUAUAGCCACUGAUUUAAUGCAGGUGUUUGAUCCUGUGCGCUUAAGUAUUGUUAUUGUAAAUAUAUUGAAACAAUUUCCUCCCCGCCGUUUAACCCAAUCGAAAAUGGGUUGCAUUAAGGAUUUUGUGGAUGCAAAAUUGUUCUAUUUACCCGAAUGUCGUGCUAUUUUAUUACCCGUCUUUUGUAAUCAUAUUAAGGAUCGUCUGGAAAGUAAGGAAGAGGGUGACACCAAAUCUGAUAUAUGGCAACAAGAAAAAAAUCUUUCGAAAGCAGCUAAAGUUCUUGGACAAUUAAAAUCUCAACUGCAUACUCGUGAAACAACAGCCAAACAAAAGGUUACAGAAUGUAUAAAUAUUAUGAACAACAUUCUUAAACUACUCUACCGUAAGGAUAUUGGACAGACACACAACGAUGUACGCGAUAUUAUGCUCAUACUCUUGCGUACUGUCAUUAAAACUUCUCAGGCGCUGGAUCGCGAAAAUCAAUUGGUUGGCAAUUUGGUAGCCAUUAUGUUGGGCAUACUACAACGCAUGGAUGCUUCACAUUAUGAGACUUUUGUUAAACAUUUAAAUAAUCGUUUUGAGUUGCAAGAUUUCAUCAUUGAAAUCUUAUUGGUUUUUGAGGAAUUGGUAUCACCUCAUCAGAAGACCGUAUUUCCACGUGAUUGGAUGGAUAUGAUAAUGCAUCAGAACACUGUUAUUUUGGGCUCUUUGCAACAUUUGUCGGUCGUCAUUGUAGAUCAUUUCUUCGAUCCAUUUGAGAAACAAGUUUGGUCGAAUUUCUUUCAAUGUUCGAUUGCGUUUUUGAUUCAGUCGCCUCUACAGCUAAAUGACUUCAAUGAUAAUAAGCGCCAGGUAAUAUUUGCUCGCUACCGUGAUAUACGCAAAGAUACUGCUCAAGAGAUUCGUAAAAUGUGGUUCCAAUUGGGUGAACACAAGCCGAAAUUUGUACCCCAAUUGGUGGAACCUAUUUUAGAAAUGAGUAUGAUUCCCGAAGUGGAACUAAGAAAAGCCACCAUACCCAUCUUCUUCGAUAUGAUGCAGUGUGAAUAUUAUAGUUCCAAACUAAUUCAUGACAGCUAUGGUGAUACCAAACGCAAUAAUGCUCACUACAAGGCCAAUUUCAAUGACUUUGAAACUGAAAUGAUUGAGAAACUUGAUAUACUAAUCGGAGCCGGUAAAGGAGACGUGGAAUAUAAGGAAUUAUUUGCCGAAAUUCUUUUGGAAAAAUGUAGUGCACAUAAUAUUUUAAAUACCGAGGGUACCAAGUUUGUUAAUAUGGUUACAAAACUAAUGGAUCGUUUACUGGAAUACCGCUGUAUCAUACAGGAUGAAAGUAAGGAAAACCGUAUGGCUUGUACCUUCUCCCUGCUGCAGUUCUAUUCCCUGGUUAACCGCAAAGAAAUGUACAUACGUUAUGUAUAUAAAUUAUGUGAUUUACACAUGGAAUUUGACAAUUAUACCGAAGCGGCUUUUACCUUGAAAUUGCACACCGAACUGUUAAAUUGGAAUGAUACUGAACUAUCGCCUUUACUAAGAUCCCAUCGUCAUAUACAAUGCCGCACGCACCGAGAGUUGAAAGAAGCUCUAUACUUUGAGGUCAUUGAUUAUUUUGACAAGGGCAAAAUGUGGGAAUGCGCCAUUGAUAUGUGCAAGGUUCUAGUGCAACAAUAUGAAAACGAAAUUUACGAUUAUAUCAAAUUGGCCGAUUUGCUUAAGAAAAUGGCCCUCUUCUUUGAGAAGAUAUUGAAAGAAAUGAGACAUACUUCAGAAUAUUUCCGUGUUUGCUUUUAUGGUUUGGGUUUCCCCAGAUUUUUGCAAAACAAGGCCUACAUCUAUCGUGGCAAGGAAUAUGAACGUUUAAGUGAUUUUAGUACACGCAUAUUAGUGCAACAUCCUCAGGCUGAGCUAAUGCACACUCUGGAACUGCCGGGAGAAGAUAUAACACAAGGUGAUGGUCAAUAUAUACAAAUUAACAAAGUUGAACCCAUAAUGGAUGAGUCGUGUGCCAAGUUUGAUGACAAAAUUAUUUCAAAUGAAAUAAUCAAAUAUUUCACCAACAACAAUGUACAAAAGUUCAAAUACUCACGACCCUAUCGCGAGAGUAGUAGUGGUGAUACGGAUGGUGUAAGAAAUCUGUGGUUGGAACGUACCAUCUUGACCACCCAAUUCCCCUUGCCGGGCAUACUAAGAUGGUUCCCAGUAGUAGAUUCUAAUACAUUUAAGAUUACACCCAUUGAACUGGCGGUUGAGACUAUGAAAUCGACCAAUAAAGAUAUCAGAGAUUUGAUUAUUGCCCAUAAGAACGAUGAAAACUUACCCAUCAAUCAGUUGAGCAUGAAAAUCAAUGGUAUUGUAGAUCCAGCUGUCAUGGGCGGUUUCAGCAAAUAUGAAGAUGCUUUCCUCACCUGCGAUUAUUUAGAAGAGCAUCCUAAUCACAAAGAGCUAGUAGAUGAAUUAAAGGAUUUAAUAGCUUCUCAAAUACCUUUAUUGGAAAUUGCAAUUUCUCUGCAUAAACAAAAGGCACCCGAAAGUUUGAAACUUUUCCAUGAACGCAUGGAAAGUUGUUUUGCCGAUAUGCAAGCAAAUGUUGAAGCCAAAUAUGGCAAAAAGUCUUGCGAUUUAAAGAUUGAUCGAGAUUCGGUUAUAAUGCGACGCAAUAACUCUUUCUUACCCAACAUGUUUGACAACAACAAUCGCUUGUCUGAAACCAGCAUGGGUUCAUCAGAUAGCGGACUAUCGAAAUCAACCUCUUCCGUUAGACCUCAAACGAAUUCGAUUAAAUCCACCUUUGGGUUUGCUUUUAAUCCCAGACCCAGUUUAGGACAUUCGCCCAGCACGAAGAGCAAAACGAAGGAUAAGACACCCUCAAAGAGAAGAUCAAUUAAAAAGUUGGAUCGCGAAACAUUAAGUCUACCAGUGGCGAAUAGUCAGUGGUAUACAACACCUUUAAGUACCAUAACAUCAACGCCUGAAAGAGAUUCUAAUACAUCUAUAAUAAGUGCUUCCAAUACCUCGUUGUCAUCUGUCAAAACACCUGAUCCAAAAGUGCUCACAGAAGAGCUAACACCCAAAAGACCUUUACGCUCGGAAAAGGAAAAAGAAAGACGUUUAUCACGUCCGGCUAGUAUAGCUACUCCUACAGCCAGUAUGAAGGGAUUCUCGGCGGCCGAUUCUCAAUCGCUAUCGGGUGCUGAAAGCAGCAACCGCAAUUCAGUCGACACCACCGAUUCAACAUCGGAAGAAGACCUCAUACCACCACCACUACCCGCCAAAACAAGAGACUCUACCGACUUUACAAGCCUCAAUUAUAGUUUGGAUUGGAAUAACGGUUCAUUUUCAUUGGGUGGUGCCAUGAGUCCAACUGGUACAAUUACCAGAACCACUUCCUGCUCCACUACUACCAGUAUUGUCAACACAUCAUACGAAUAUGUUGAAGCUAAAAAUUUCAUUAUCACAUCGACUACUUUAGAUGACAAAAAGAGGCCGCCCACGCCUCCACCAAAGCCAUCGAGGAAUAGCAAACACAUUCCAUAGUUUUUCAGGUUUCAAAAUGGAAAAUAUUCGUGUUAACAAAAAAAAACAAAGUGACCAAAGUUAAGCCAUAAUACAUAAAUAAAUAAUAUUUAAACAAAAACAAUAAAAUAAAUAUUUAAAAAGAAGUAAACAAGUGCCAAAAAAAAAAACAUAAAACUAAAA